GAACUUCAUGCUCAUUUGAAUGGCUCUAUCAGUUCUGACACUAUGAAGAAACUUAUGGCACAGAAGCCAUACCUUCAGAUCCAGAAUGGAAUGACUAUGAUUGAAAAAGGAAAGAAAAGAACCUUAGAUGAAUGUUUUCAGAUGUUUCAGAUCAUUUAUCAGAUUACCACAAGGGCUGAAGAUAUUCUACUGAUAACUAAAGAUGUUAUUAAAGAAUUUGCUGAUGAUGGUGUCAAGUAUCUGGAAUUGAGGAGUACUCCUAGAGAAGAAAAGUCCACAGGUAUGACCAAAAGGAUGUAUGUUGAAACUGUACUUGAGGGUAUAAAGCAGUGUAAAGAAGAAGGCUUGGAUAUAGAUGUAAGAUUGUUAAUAGCAAUAAAUAGAAGAGGUGGCCCGGCAGUUGCCAAGGAGACUGUUAAACUUGCUGAAGAGUUCCUUCUUUCCACAGAUGGGGUUGUAGUGGGACUUGACCUCAGUGGUGAUCCCACU
This is a messenger RNA of Merops nubicus (carmine bee-eater), 489 nucleotides long. It is a transcript of the gene MAPDA, whose product is annotated as adenosine deaminase-like. Gene Ontology annotation, biological process: inosine biosynthetic process; adenosine catabolic process. NCBI's taxonomy places the organism in Eukaryota, Metazoa, Chordata, Aves, Coraciiformes, Meropidae. The record is from RefSeq and is a predicted model, not a curated record. The annotation marks the transcript as partial. The transcript is spliced from 5 exons. Gene Ontology annotation, molecular function: adenosine deaminase activity.